UUUGUGUCGGCACAGUGUCUGGCGUCCCUUAAAGGGAAAGUGUCGCCGUCUGCUGGCGUGUCGACUGUCGUCCAGGAGAACGUCACCUUCCAACAAUGGUUCCAAAACUUCUGGGACCGGAUAGACCGGGGUCACCGAUGGGCAGCGGCGCUGGCUAACGGCUCUCUUCCCGGUGGGAAGUGAGGUUGUCGGCUAAAAGAGCGAGAUGCAGUCUACCCCCGUCGAGGUGGGCGACAGCUCUGUGCUCCAGGUGUGCUUCCCCAGCACUCAGGCCUCGGUGCUGGACAGCCUGAACCAGCAACGAGAGGACGGCCGGCUCUGUGACCUGGCCAUCCACGUCCAGGGUCACGUGUUCAAGGCACACCGCUGCGUCCUGGCCGCCUCCUCGCCAUACUUCCAUGACCAGGUCCUCCUGAAGAACAUGUCCACUGUCUCCAUCCCGGCAGUGAUGGACCCGCUCGCGUUUGAGAGCGUGCUGAGCUGCGCCUACACGGGUCAGCUCCGGAUGCUGCGCGAGGACAUCGUCAACUACCUGACGGUGGGAAGCGUCCUUCAAAUGUGGCACAUUGUGGAUAAAUGCACCGAGCUGCUUAAGGAAGGCAGGGCCGCAGGGGGAGGAGCAAGCGGAGGUGGCGCUGUCCCACAAGCCUCUGGAGGCGGAGUCUCUGCUAUCGUAGGUUACUGCAACAGCAACGGGGUUGCGGGUGGAAGCGAUGACAGCCAUGGCCGGGAUCAAGCUCGACUGGCGGCGUCACAAGAGACCUCUCGUGCCUCCCAGCCUCCAAGCCGCCCAUCAGUGAGCGAGAGCCAAUCUCCCAGCAGCACAAACUACUUCAGCCCCAGGGACGGCGGACCUGUCACGGCUGGAACUUCAGUGGAAGGAGGCAUGGCCAGCAACACGCCGAGCUACUGUACUCCAUCUGGGGAGGAUGCCUUCAUGAUCGAAGAGGACGAAGAAGAUGAGGCAUACCACCAAAAAAAGAGAGGAAGAGGAGUGGGCAGCGGAUGUAGGAAGAAAACCAACUCUGUGUCGGAGGAGGAAGUCAGCGAUGGCUUUGGCGUUUCCUCCUAUCAGGACGAGGAAGACUCGUCGGAGUCGCCGCUGCAGAAACGCCCCGCCUACAUCCAGCCAAGCAUCAUGCCCCGCAAGCAGUGGGUUGUGGUCAAAACGGAACAGGUGGAGGACGACGACCUCAUCGUGGUGUCGGGGGAAGAAGGCGGAGGGGAGGAAGAGGACGACGACGAGGAGGACGAGAGGGGAGCGGCGCCGGGCAGGGACAGAGACGGAGGGGACUUCGGCAUCUCGCACGUUCGAACUCUGUCUGCCGAGGCGGGAGGCCGAGCCGAGAGCGACAUGGACGCGCAGAUGGACUACUGCCAGUCUUCAGAGGACUUCCUGAAGUUCGAAAGCAGUUUAUUGGACCCGGCUUUAGCUCAUCACCUUCACGAAAACUCUGCAGGUCAGAACCAGAACUCCAACCGUGCAGUUUCUGCGCUGUUGGGCCAGGUUCAGGCUGCGGCCACGGCCCGCGCCCAGCUCUACCCUCUGGACAUGCAGGGGAACCAGCUCCUUGUCUACGGACAGACGCCCGGACUCUCAAUGGACGCCGCCGCACCGCCUCCUCUGGGCAUGGCGGGUGCAAUGAUGGUCGGCGCCUCCUUCAAAGGGCCCAGUGUGGAGCAUGGCCCCGCCCACCUGUCGGCUCAGGGCAGCAUGGGAGGCGAGGGCGCAGACGGCAGCGGCGCAAGUAUGGGGAAAGUGUUCAUGUGUCACUGCGGGAAGACGUUCACGCACAAGAGCAUGAGGGACCGCCACAUUAAUAUGCACCUUGACCUGCGACCGUUCCACUGCCCUGUGUGCGCCAAGAAAUUCAAGAUGAAGCAUCACCUCACCGAGCACAUGAAGACACACACGGGCCUCAAACCGUACGACUGCGUCGGCUGCGGCAGGAAGUUCAUGUGGCGCGACAGCUUCAUGAGGCACCGCUCGCACUGCGAACGCCGCGGCGGGCCGAGCCAGGGCUGUGACAGCGGGCUGAGAGGAGGGGGAGACGAUGUCUCAGAUUUAAAUCCCGCCAAUCACCUCCUCCCGCCAGGCGAGGGGGGUCUGGGAGGAGGGGGACGAGGAGGCGUGCCCGCCUCUGGGAGUAGCGGCGCCAACAUGACGGCCACAGGGGCGCUAGUGGGCGUGUCCUCAUCAAGUCAUGGGUCCGGGAUGUUCGGCGGUCCGGCUUUAGGUCCCACCGUGUGCGAAGUCGACGCCAACGACAGCGUGACUUAACCCAGACUGGACUGACGCAGACUCGUGCAGAUGGUCAACCUUUUUCAAAUGGACCUUUAUGUUGCAUAUUAGACCACUGGGAAGCUUGAAUCUAUUGGACACAGUAAAAAAAAAAAAAUGGCUGAUCUUUGUGAUGAACAUGAUCAACUUUGGAAUUUAAUUAGCUGGUACGUGCAGCCAUUAACAGAAUAGUUUAUAGAACUGUUUCUUGAUAGGUAGAUUUCAUAGGGCUCAAUGAUAAACCGCCCCAUUUGCUAAUGCAAGACUUUUUGUAUACAAGCCACGCCCACCAGGCACUCAGGAACAACACUAUAAGGCAGUGGUUCUCAACCUUUUUUCAGUGAUGUACCCCCUGUGAACAUUGUUUUAAUUCAAGUACCCCCUAAUCAGAGCAAAGCAUUUUUGGUUGAAACAAAGAUAGUAAAAUAGAUAAAGAAGUAAAAUACAGCACUAUGUCAUCAGUUUCUGAUUUUUUAAAUUGUAUAACAGUGCAAAAUAUUGCUCAUUUGUAGUGGUCCUUCUUGAACUAUUUGGGAAAAAAGAUAUAAAAAUAACUAAAAACUUGUUGAAAAAUAAACAUGUGAUUCAAUUAUAAAUAAAGAUUUCUACACAAAAAAGUAAUCAACUUAAAGUGCUCUCUUUGGGGAUUGUAAUAGAAAUGCAUCUUCACAAAAAAAGGAAUCUUAAACAUCAAUAUUUAUGGAACAUGUCCACAAAAAAUCUAGUUGUCAACACUGAAUAUUGCAUUGUUGCAUUUCUUUUCACAGUUUAUGAACUUACAUUCAUAUUUUGUUGAAGUAUUAUUCAAUAAAUAUUUUUAUAAAUGAUUUUUGAAUUAUUGCUAUUUUUAGAAUAUUUAAAAAAAAUCUCACGUACCCUUUGGCAUACCUUCAAGUACCCUCAGGGGUACGCAUACCCCCAUUUGAGAACCACUGCUAUAAGGAAUAGUAUGUUUGAAUUUAAUUGAAUCUGUAAAACACUAUCUGCUGGAUUUGUGUGGUCAAAUGUCUGAAAUCUUCCAUCUUCCCAGUUUUUUAGAAUGCAACAUGGCAAAAGAAACGAAGGAACGCUGCAGUGUCGUGCUGUGAUCUUGUAGUUACGUCUUCAUGGCUUUUUAAAACUGUUUGAUUUGUGUGUUUUUUUCCCCCCGUAUAAAAAAACUUAUUGUCGGCACGCAGGUACUUGAAUUGAAAAGUGGGAGGUUUUUAGACGUGGAGGCGGUUCUGAUGACUCUGCAGAGGUCAGGGUUAAUCUGCCCGGCAACAUAAAAAAAGACAGCGUUUGUGACUUUGAGAAGACAGAUUGGGGAAUUAGAGAACUUUUUUUAAGAAAUAAUGUUGACUACUACUAGUAAUACUACUGCUCGAUGACUGUAAUACUGAGAAGGAUUUGAAAGUUUAAGAUGCUGCUAUAGCAUUGAAUGUAUUUAAAGUCUAUAUUUGGUCUCCCUGGACAGAAACACCCAUGUUCUAUGUUAGCACAUUCUGAAUCCAUUCCACGGGUCUUACUUUGCAGCUUGCAGCUCACGCACUGUGUGGACAUUUGUGUUUCACCUCCUUGUUUUUAUUUAAAAAAAUCAUAUCUGCCUCCAACAACCCUGACUUACUGUGUGAGACAAGUAUAAUGCAUCAGUUUGUUGUUCUCUGCGUGAAAAGUGCAAGUAAUUUACACUUUUGACCUCUCCAGAUGAACAGGAUUCCCAUCAAAAACUCGACGACCUCAUAGUUCCUUUGACUUUGUUGAAGAAGCGAUUUCCCUGUUUAACAAAAUGUCUCCGCAUUUCUUCCACAGUCCACUGUUGCUGCAUCUUUACUGCUGUGCUUCUAUUGUUCACCAAAGUAACAAUAAAUUAUUAGGUGCACAAAC
Nerophis ophidion (straightnose pipefish) is the source of this 4147-nucleotide messenger RNA. RefSeq names its product zinc finger and BTB domain containing 22b (gene zbtb22b). Gene Ontology annotation, molecular function: RNA polymerase II cis-regulatory region sequence-specific DNA binding; protein binding; DNA-binding transcription factor activity, RNA polymerase II-specific. The transcript has 5 exons. The coding region runs from base 206 to 2281 and encodes 691 amino acids. The record is from RefSeq and is a predicted model, not a curated record. Gene Ontology annotation, biological process: regulation of transcription by RNA polymerase II. NCBI's taxonomy places the organism in Eukaryota, Metazoa, Chordata, Actinopteri, Syngnathiformes, Syngnathidae.